Messenger RNA from Folsomia candida, 1562 nucleotides. RefSeq lists its product as uncharacterized. Lineage: Eukaryota; Metazoa; Arthropoda; Collembola; Entomobryomorpha; Isotomidae. The transcript has 5 exons. The record is from RefSeq and is a predicted model, not a curated record. Bases 536 to 1441 code for a protein of 301 amino acids.
AGAUCGUGUUUUGGUACACAACUCACCCGGAAGUUGGCUCGCUCAGAGAAGAUAGCAUGAUGGCCAUUAUAUUCGAAUGUCUUCUUCUUCACCUGCACAAAAGUCACCAAACCGAAAAAAUAAUUCAAGUUGAGAGGGACACACAACAGAAUUUGAAGCAUCAGUGCAUCUAAAAAAAGUCGGUGUCAAUGCACACAUUCUUUAAAAUACCGUAUUCUGUUGUACUUUUGUAUGUUGAGAACGCCUUAUUGCUAACGUAUACUAGGCAAAUAAAAAUCAAAAAAACCUUCGUUUUAAGGAAGGGAGUCAACAUCUGCCAACAAAUGACUAAUCGUAAAAAUUAGUUUUUUACAGUGUCUCAUCAGUUGAUUACAGCAUCUCCUCCUGGUCAAAUCAUUCACUGCAUGAAAUACCGAUACUCUUGUGCACAAUUUGACUCUGGUACAUAUUUACAAGGGUAACGAGUUGAUUGAUUGAGUUGGUGGUGUGAUUAAGGCAAAAUCCGUAACGGUCGGAAUUCUCUUGAAAAGGCAAAAUGUUGCUGCAAAAUCUCAAUUUUAUAUCAAUUUUGACAGUUCUAUAUUUAGUAUGUUUUGGUCUGUGUGAUGUGUCCGUACCGCCAUCGCCAUCGGAGGAUGAGGGUUCAUCAUCUCUCAAAAAAGGUGUCGAAAUGGGGCGAGCGAUUCAAUCUGUUUUAAAUCCGUUGGGGGAAGUGUGGCAAUCUGCCAGUCGAAUGUUGGGGAAAAACGUGAAAAAGUUCCGAGAAAGUUUACAUGAAGGAGUAAAAGUAGCAUAUUUGCUGCAGGAUGAUGUUAGCGAGGGCGUAGCAAAACUUAUCAAGAAAAAUCAGCAAGACACUUUGCCACAUAAUUCACAGCAAGAGUCGAUGGAUGAACAACAGCUUCUACGGGAGGGAGUCUUGGGUGGGUUGUUGAAGUUGGUGGGUGUAAAUUCCAAUCAGUUGGGCGUUAUUGCCCUUAACGUGCUCAUCAUCGUGGCAGAGUGGAUCACAUCCUCACUGAUGGGAAACAAUGAAAACGCCGUUGCAACUAGUCGCAUGGUAAAGGAUAAUUUGGUAGAAUGGGUAGUAAAAGGCAAGAAUACAAAGGUUGAAAAAAUCCUGCGAGACGCAAAGAGCCAUUCUCUCCCUGAAAAUAUUAUCAAAACGCUGGAAGCCCAAACUGGUAACUCUACUGCCUGUGUACAAUUGUUGAUUUGCAAAAUGUCCCCGAUGAUUUGGGGUGUACAAAAAACGGUACAGAAGCAGCUUCAGAAUAAGACUCACAACGAAACAACAGGUACGGGUCGAUCUUCAGAGUCCAUGUUGGAUACGUUUCUGGGGACGCUGCCACAAAAAUCUGCCUUCAUUAAUUUCGGUGACCACUGUGAAAAGCGAUUUCCAUUUUGCAAACUGUUAAAAUUCAGCAGUCCUGCUAAAUAAUUAGUUCAGUCCAAUAAUGGUAUUGUAUAGAUUUCUAGUUUUCACAAAAUUAAUUUAGUACUUAUUUGGAAUGGGUGUAGGAAUUGAUUUGUUGUUGAAACAAUAAAACAAAUUUAUUUUA